CGAAAGUGCAGAAGCAUGAAUGUCCUACCUGUGCCCUUUCAAUCCUGUGAAUAUGUAUUCCAGAUGUCUGUGACUUUGUGGGUGUUCAAAUGGAUGAACAGAACUUGUUCUGAUUCUCCAGGUACUUUGUGCUCAAGAACAAAAGAGCCCAGUGUCACCUCUGCCAAAACUGAAUCUGGAACGCAUUUUACACAUACGUCUUCGGAGGUCUGAGUUUUGGAGCACAGAGGGCACUACCUUAAUGUGACCAAGCAUUGUUACGUUAAUUUGAUUAAGAUUUGAAGUGACUGGUAUGAACCCUCUGUCUCCUUAUUUAAAUGUGGAUCCACGUUAUCUUGUGCAGGAUACAGAUGAGUUUAUUUUACCGACUGGAGCUAAUAAAACCCGGGGUAGAUUUGAACUGGCAUUCUUUACCAUUGGAGGAUGUUGCAUGACAGGGGCUGCAUUUGGAGCAAUGAACGGUCUACGGCUAGGAUUGAAGGAAACCCAGAAUAUGCCCUGGUCCAAACCAAGAAACGUACAGAUUUUGAACAUGGUGACUAGGCAAGGGGCACUUUGGGCUAAUACUCUAGGUUCUCUGGCUUUGCUCUAUAGUGCAUUUGGUGUCAUCAUUGAGAAAACACGAGGUGCAGAAGAUGACCUUAACACAGUAGCAGCUGGAACCAUGACAGGCAUGUUGUAUAAAUGUACAGGUGGUUUUCGAGGGGCAGCACGAGGUGGGCUAGCAGGACUGACGCUUACCAGCCUCUACGCACUAUAUAAUAACUGGGAGCACAUGAAAGGCUCCUUGCUCCAACAGUCACUCUGAAGAUUUGCCAAGUUGUGAAUGGAGGACACUUUAGUAGCAUUCCAGAUCAAUUUAUAGGUCAGUCUGGAGUUACUCUUUCUUCCUACAAUUAGUUUGAAAAAUUGGAGAUACCAGUUUGCUGUGGCGAAGAUCAUGGUUGGUUGACCGGGACUGGCACUCUUUCCAGCCCAAGCUGAAGCCAAAACCCUCUGGUGGCUGAGUAAUGUGGUUCUCCCUUUCCCUGGAACUGGAAAACUACUUACUCACAGAAUUCACAUCGUGAUGGUUGUCGAUAGUAUAUCACCGCAUUUGUUUAUUUAAUGAUCUGAAACUGUAAUGUUCCCUUGUAUUCCCAAUAAAAGGUGAAAACAGAACUAAAGUCCUAA
This is a messenger RNA of Neofelis nebulosa (Clouded leopard), 1173 nucleotides long. RefSeq names its product mitochondrial import inner membrane translocase subunit Tim23. Gene Ontology annotation, cellular component: TIM23 mitochondrial import inner membrane translocase complex; mitochondrial inner membrane. Bases 293 to 808 code for a protein of 171 amino acids. The record is from RefSeq and is a predicted model, not a curated record. Gene Ontology annotation, biological process: protein import into mitochondrial matrix. NCBI's taxonomy places the organism in Eukaryota, Metazoa, Chordata, Mammalia, Carnivora, Felidae. The transcript is spliced from 7 exons. Gene Ontology annotation, molecular function: transmembrane protein transporter activity.